AUGAGGCCUUUGUCUGCGAGCAAGGGGAGUGGACAGAGGGUUCAUGGGUUUGGAAGUAAGAAGGAUGCUUGGAGAUGGAAGGCCACAAAGGGCGGUGAUUUCUCUACAAAAUCUGCAUACGAUAUUGUCAAAGCCGCAAAGACACGAAACAUCAACUCCAAUCCCACAUCAGAGAUCCUCAAGGAAGUGUGGAAUACUCCGGCAACUCAUAAGGCAAAAGUCACGACAUGGAGGCUUGUUAGGAAUAGGUUGCCAACCUGCGACAAUUUGAGAAGAAGGAAUAUUCAGAUUGGCGUUGAAGAAUCUUGGUGCAACGCUUGCUGUCACAGAAGCGAGACUUGCAAACAUCUCUUCAUCGAAUGUCCGAAGGCGGACGCUGUGUGGUCGGGAAUCCAACAGUGGCUUGGUAUCAACGGACCAAGACCGAAUGACAUAACUGAGCACCUCGAGGCCUUCACAAAUCUGGGGAAGAAGAAGCACAGGAAGACACUUCGCGCACUGUGGAUGUGCAUUACUUGGUUAAUGUGGAAGAACCGUAACGAAAGUCGGUUCGACGGAAAGACGUGGGAUGUUCAAGCUCUAAUCCGUGAGAUUAAGGUUAUGUUUUGGUGUUGGAUUAAGAUCUUUAAGUUGAGUAACGCUGAUGUUAGCUUCUCAUCUUGGAUGUCGCAGAUUUUUGACCUUCAUGCUCUGUAA
This is a messenger RNA of Salvia miltiorrhiza (redroot sage), 696 nucleotides long. RefSeq lists its product as uncharacterized. The transcript is spliced from 2 exons. Lineage: Eukaryota; Viridiplantae; Streptophyta; Magnoliopsida; Lamiales; Lamiaceae. The record is from RefSeq and is a predicted model, not a curated record. Bases 1 to 696 code for a protein of 231 amino acids.